AUGAGAGAUCUUCAAGUAUUGGAUUGUAUCUUGGAUUUCAUCAGCCACGUGAACAUCUUGACCAAGACUGAGGAGACUGUGAAUGGAACGAAAUUCAACAAAUACACUCUUCAACACUUGGAGAUCCUAAAGGGCGGUCUCGAACUUCCCUCAGUCGUUCUCGUCCCAAUGGGUCCAUGUGGAUUGGAAUUGGAGGCCAAUGUCGAAUAUCUUCUCUCUGGAGUGUUGACCGAAACCCAUUCAUCUCAUUUCAGUGUUCUUCCCGGUCUUGAUGCUCUUGGUGGUUUGACUGGAGAUCUUGGUGGAGUUGGUGGACUCACUGGUGGUUUGGGUGGAUUGACUGGCGGACUUGGAGGUCUUACCGGAGUUGUUGGUGGACUCACCAAUGGAUUGGGACUUGGUGACUUGCUCGGUGGCUUG
Molecule: messenger RNA, 420 nt
Organism: Mesorhabditis belari
Lineage: Eukaryota; Metazoa; Nematoda; Chromadorea; Rhabditida; Rhabditidae
Source: the annotation of a GenBank genome assembly